UCUCUGAGCUGCUUGAGCUGAGAAAGGCGUGAGAGGUAUAUAAGAGCUGGAUUACUAGAUAGCAAAUGAGGGGGUAAAUAUUCCAGUGGAUACAAGUUUGGGCUCUUUUCAUGAAGCUUUUUUUCUAUCAAAGGCAUUUGCUGAUAUUGCUGACAUUGAAAUAUUAAAAGAAAAUUUGAGAAGCAAUGUGCAUCCUAAAGCUGAAAGUAUUUCUCAUCAUGCUGUCUGUUGCAAUAAACUCUCUGAAAGCUACACCCAUGGAAAGCCAUCAGGUGGAAACACGGAAAUGCAACACCGCCACAUGUUCAAUGCAUCGCCUGGCAGAUUUUUUAGGUCGUUCCGGCAACAACUUUGGUGCCAUCCUCUCACCUACCAACGUGGGAUCCAAUACCUAUGGCAAGAGGAAUGCAGUAGAGGUUUUAAAGAGAGAGCCACCGAAUUACUUUCCCCUUUAGAGGACAAUGUGCCUCUACAGUUAUUGCUUUAUGUUCUAGUGAUUUCCUGUAUAAUUUACCAGUGCCUUUUUAAUUUCCACUGUGAAUAUAUGGUCUGUGUAUCCUACGUUUAUUGCCAGGACAUAUACAUUGUCAAAAGAUUGUUUUAUAUGUAGUACUAGCUAAGGUCCCAUAAUAAAAAGAUAGUAUCUUUUAAAAAUGAAAUGUUUUUGCUAUUGGUUUCUAUUUUAAAACAUAAAAAAAGUAGUUUUGGGGCUUAUAUGUUAGUGGCACAGGUUUAAGAACAGAGGAGAAAAUGGUAGUUUGGAACUUGGUAAACUGUAAACAGUUAAUAAUAAAGUUAUUUUUCUUAACAUUAGAAAAUCAGUAAUUGUAAGUACCCUUGUUAAGCAACCCCUUUUUGCACUAGAUUUCUAAAAUGAUAAGGUGCUGUUUUAAAAACAAAGAAAUAAAAUCCUGCUCCUGACUCAGUCGAAGUAUUUUUUAAAGUCUAUUGUUUGCUGUGUUUGCUGGUACUAAGAGGUCAUUUAAAAGUAUAAAAGCACUUUGUAUCUUUGAGGGUUUCAUUGUGUGUUAGCAGCAGUGAGCUUUCAUUAAAUGUUUAUAUGCCCUUUAUUCUGUUUAAGUGGCUUUCAGCAAACCUGGUCCUAUUCUUAUGCAGGGUAUGGCAAACGCAACUUAUGUUCUAUUAAUCAUGUCUUCAAUUAAAAGAUCACAGACUUCUGGAAACUA
Cebus imitator (Panamanian white-faced capuchin) is the source of this 1187-nucleotide messenger RNA. It is a transcript of the gene IAPP, whose product is annotated as islet amyloid polypeptide. The transcript has 3 exons. Gene Ontology annotation, molecular function: hormone activity. Gene Ontology annotation, cellular component: extracellular region. The record is from RefSeq and is a predicted model, not a curated record. Bases 186 to 455 code for a protein of 89 amino acids. NCBI's taxonomy places the organism in Eukaryota, Metazoa, Chordata, Mammalia, Primates, Cebidae.